AACUGCCAACUUUCUCCUCCAGGAAAACAGAAGAAGGAAAGGAAAAAGAGGUAUAAAAAAAAUAAGAAAAAAAUAAGAUAGCAGAAUACACGAUUUCGAUGAGAUAAGAAGCAGCACGGAAGGGAGAAAGGAAUGGACGGAUGGUUGUAAACAAGGCUUGACCCCUCCUUCUAUGCUGAAUAAACUUCGUCGGAUGGUCUCGUGACCUCCUUUGCCUCUGGUUCUUCCUCUUCUCCUGAUCCUUCUCCGCUCUUCACGAAUCAACUGCUUUGUCGUGUUCACAACCAAAGAUACAUGAGAGAUUGGAAGUCCUCCAACUCCUUUUCUCCUGUCUUCCCAAUCUCCUAGCCUUCUCUCCUCUUUCUCGUUUCUGCUUCUUCUUAUCUCUCCCUCUUGAUUACUCCGAGAUGGGAGGAGAAUCCCUCCACCCGUGUUGUUCUUCUGUUUUUUUUUGGUUUUUUUUUACUUCGAAGCGGGGGGAUGCCCUCUCUGUUGCUGAUGGCAAGAAUGAGUGGGGGCGGAUGUGGCAGAUGGGAUACCGGUACCAAAAUGUUUGAUGGAGUAAGAAGUUUGUUAGACUGAGUGGAAGGAGAAGGAUAGUGUAGGGGGAGAGGGAAAGGAGAACUGUCCUGAUGGUGGUUGGUGGCGAUGAGAACAAAACUAUUCACUUGAUGAUGGAUGAUGAAAGCAGCGAGGGUUCCUGGCUUCAUCCCCUCUCUUCCCCUUCUGUCUCUUCUUCUUUCUCUCUCCUAGGACCAAAAAGGAAGCGACGGAACAAUUGACCACCGCCAACGCCUGUGGUCCAUGACCACCCUUACACCCUUACCGCGUUUAUUUGAGAACCUGUGUGGUACAGUAUGUGGCUUAGGGAUCUUCGCGUAAUUUCCCUAAAGGGACUCUUGCUACCGAACAAAUCAGAAGUCAGCCCCUCGCAUUGAUUUGCUGAGAGGGUAAAGAGAAGCCGCAGCUCACCAUCAUCGCCGAAACACCACACACAACUCACCACGCUUGUAACUCACACAUCUCACCGCUUCCAUUUCCUCUCCUUUACAGCCUACCGCAAACCCCGCUCCAUAUUACACUCAGCAUUCCAAGCUACAUCACCAUCCCCGCUAUCUAUCCUCAACCUUCCCCCUCCCAUCCCAUUGCGGUACUUUAUUAACCACUACUCACUCGCAUUGUUUUACUCCUUAAAUAAAUAAAAAUAAUAAAAUUUUUACAUUUCCACCAUCGCAACCAUGGCCGACGUCCGCAAACUCCUACAAGCUGAACGCCGUCAACGCGAAGCCAACAAUAAAAAAAACCCUACCGCUCCUCCUCCUCCUCCCUCCCGCCCGUCCGGGAAAAGACCACUCACAGAGAACUCCGGCUUAUCCUCAAAACGCACCAAAAUGUCCGCCCCGACAACAGCAAACCUACCCGCAGACUUCUUCUCUGGUGGCCCCGUCAGUAGUAGUAGUAGCAGCAACGAACGGGUCGAGAUACUAGACUCCCGAGUCUCGAAACCCACCACCACCACCGCUGCCACUGCGGAUGACGAUCCUAUGUCCGAAGCAGCAACUUCACUACCGCAAGACUUUUUCCAAAAGAAUAGUCUGGAAGACGUAGACGAGGACGAGUGGGCUGCGUUUCAGGCCGAGGUUGCGGCGGAGUCGCCGCCCGCGGCAACUACCGGUGUACCUCCCGUGGCGACAGUUAUUACGGCUGCGCCGACACUGAAUAGCGCUGGGGGAGAGCAGGAGCAAGGGAUAGAUGAUGAGGAUGACUACGGCAAGGGCGAGGAGGAGGAUGCCAAGCAGAAACUACUCGACGAGUUUGAGGAGAUGGAGAGUCUGGAACAGAGAGUUUUGAGGCUGAAAGAGCGGAGGGCGGCGCUCAAGAGCAAGCAUCCUAUCACGGGUGCACAGAUGGAAGUUGUUGAAGUGGAGGUUACGGGGGGAGGGGGGUUGGACGAUGGUGAUGAUGAUGGCGAUGGCGACGGCGAUGACGAUGAAUAUGAAGAAGAUGACUUCUUCAGGGCCAGGGGGUCCUAGAGAGAGUGGGUGUGAGAGAGAAAAAUAGAGAAAGGAGGAGACUUUUCUUCUUCGCAUUCGUAUACAAGUUCUUAACGUCACGUUUCAUUCACUUCACAGCUAUUAAACCUCUCUCUACAAGCACGCGUGCCAUCAGUAAAGGCGGCAGAGAAAAAAGGCUUUGUACAGUACCAACAGAUUGUAUACUAGAUCGAAACCGAGAACCCAAUCCCUCGGUCAUUCCCCUCUUCCCCCUCCCUCUUCAUUUCCUCUAUUUCCCUCUCUUCACCUAUAUCCUUGUUCUUACCAACUACAUUGUACAUUCCUAUCAGUAUCCAUAUUAAUUCAUCUCCCACCCA
Messenger RNA from Tuber melanosporum (Perigord truffle), 2371 nucleotides. RefSeq lists its product as uncharacterized. The transcript has a single exon. NCBI's taxonomy places the organism in Eukaryota, Fungi, Ascomycota, Pezizomycetes, Pezizales, Tuberaceae. The coding region runs from base 1239 to 2033 and encodes 264 amino acids. The record is from RefSeq and is a predicted model, not a curated record.